Messenger RNA from Styela clava, 5171 nucleotides. RefSeq names its product vitamin D3 receptor B-like. Gene Ontology annotation, molecular function: nuclear receptor activity; RNA polymerase II cis-regulatory region sequence-specific DNA binding; zinc ion binding. NCBI's taxonomy places the organism in Eukaryota, Metazoa, Chordata, Ascidiacea, Stolidobranchia, Styelidae. The record is from RefSeq and is a predicted model, not a curated record. Gene Ontology annotation, biological process: cell differentiation; negative regulation of transcription by RNA polymerase II; positive regulation of transcription by RNA polymerase II.
ACAUUAUUUUGACACAAUGUAAAAUAAGUUUACUUUCAUGUAACAUAGCAGUUAAUACAGUAAUCAAUACUGGAUUAUAUUACAUCAUAUUAUUCUGUGCUUAUUAAAUGUAAUGCUUGUCAUUAAAACCUGCAUUGAGCAAAGAGUCUCAAAAUUACGGAAUAUAAAGAAACUACAAACUCUGCACUGGAACUGCCUAAUUGUGCUGGCAGGAUGAUGGUCGCAUCCACAUCAAUGAUAAAGUUGGAUCCAACUCACAGAUACAAUCCAUCUCUUCCUGAAAUGGAGUAUCAUCAUAUUCGUCCACUCAACAAUGACCAGAAUUCAGUUUUUACUUCCCAAAGUUCUUACGAUCCAGUAAACGACACAAGAUUUGUACCUGUAUCAGUUACUGAAACUUACAAGGAAUAUUACAGUUCACCAGCUAAUGGUAGCGAAGAUAACAAUAGACCUUACAGCAUGUCAACUGGAACGGAGACUUUCUAUUCAGACUCGAGAAACAGCGAUUCAAAUUCACCUCCUGAAAGAAAAUUGAUUAUGCAAGAUGAAGGUCAACAUACACAAAUGACCAACAGUCAACUUUCUAACAAAACUUAUGGUUGCACUCGGUCACCCACUCAACUCUCACCUCCCCCCAAACGUUUCAUUGAAAGAUCAUCACCAGCAAAAAUGCAAUGUGAUAUGCCGAUGCAAAAUGCUUCUAUCACCAAAACAGAUCUACAAACAUACAAUGAUCCGAGGUAUGCAAGUCCGUUUGUCAAUCCUCCAAAUCACUGUUUUGAAACCAAACCUAUCAUUAAUCCUUCGGAUACAUCGGGAAUUGUUGGAUAUACAAGUACGAUAUCUGCUAAUCCUGAUUUUUACAAAUCCUCUUAUAUGGUUUCGAAGGAGAGUGAUGUGAACGAAAAUGAAGUUAUCACCUAUACAUCUCUCUCAUCUACUAAUGAUGAAAGACAUUUUUCUCAUUCUUCCACUAAUAGUUCCACUAGUAGUUCUUAUACACCUAAGCCAACAACACCAAGCAGGCCACCUUCUCAAAAACCAAUGAAAACGCCAACGAAAUUGCAACAACAACAUCAAGUACCAAAUUUUUUCUUUGAUGAUGACGAUGAUGAUUCGUGGAAGAUUUGUCAAGUUUGUGCAGAUAAAGCUACAGGCUAUCAUUUCAAUGCUUUGACUUGUGAAGGAUGUAAAGGGUUCUUCAGACGAAGUAUGAAGAAUUCAAAGAACUUUACCUGUCCAUAUACUGGGAAUUGUACGAUAACAAAAAGUAAUCGCCGACAGUGCCAAGCUUGCCGUCUUGAUAAGUGCCUUCGUAUUGGCAUGAAAAAAGAAUGUAUAAUGUCUCAUUCUGAAAUUCAAAUGAAGAAAAAUUUAAUGUUGAAUAAUCGGAUAAAGAAAAAUAUUAUCUUAUGGAAACCUUCUGACUAUACACCUGAAAAAAGAAGCCUCGUUGAGUUGAUUACUACAUCACAUUGCCAGACAAAUAAUCCUCCGAAUAUAUCGGAAGAAGGUAUUGUUCUAGAAGAAAAGAAUCCAAAUGCUUCCCCUGCAUCAAGUACUGGAUCUGGUUUUUCAGAACUAAUCGAUCGAAUGACACAAGAUAUUGUAGCAACAGCCCCAGGUCAAGCUGGAGCAAGCAAAGCACAUUUGCAACAUUUUUCUGCUAUCAUGGAAUUCAGCAUUAAAGAGAUUAUCAAGUUUUGUAAAAAGAUCCCAGGUUUUAUUUCCUUAAGCCUCAAGGAUCAAAUCACAUUGUUAAAAUCAGGAUGUACGGAGAUAUUAUUUAUAAAAGCCAACUAUACAUAUGAUAGAAAACAGAACGCUCUCAUGUGUGGACCGGGAAAAUAUUACACCAGAGAAUCUUUCAUCCUCGGUGGAAUGUCAGAGGAAUACACAGAUUGCUAUUUACAAUUUCAUCAUAAGUUGAGUCACAUGGGACUCGAUGAUACUGAACUUGCUUGUAUUUGUGCUUCUACUCUAUUUUCAUCAGAUCGUGAUGAAUUAGAGAACAGAGAGGCAGUAGAAGCACAACAAGAAAUAAUUGUAUCUGCCUUGCAAGCUUAUUCAGAAAAUACAUACCACUGUCAAAUAAGGUUCCCUAAAAUCAUGGCUUACCUCACUCGCCUUCGUACAUUGAACUGGCAUAUAUCUAAAACACAUGGAAGAUUGGAGAACACAGAUGCAGCUGAAGCCAUUCAACCUCUUGUACUUGAAGUUACUCCAUCAGUGUGAUAGUUUUCAUCUGGUUUCUGUCUCUUCACAUUACAGUGGAAAAAUCUUCUAUGCCUCAAUCAAUGCAGGUUGCUUUAGCAACUGCAAAACUAAUCAGUCGAACUGCGCUACUCGUUUGUAUUUACUUGGCAACCCAGAACGUCAAACAAAUCAUGUUUUGAAUUAAGUUUCCAAGCACUUUUAUCUGUAACAAUUGUUCAAAUUUUGAAAGGAGGGAAAGUUCAUUAUUGGUGUGUAUCUGUUUGAACAUGGAACGCAGAACUAACUCUAUUCAGCAUAUUCAUAUGGUAUACUUUUAUGUUUCAUUGAUCGAAACCAUCAACAUAUUUGGUUUGUAGUGGUAAUUUCACUUUUAUUUGGAUGGUAAACAUUGGCUUGGAAUCUUUUGCUAGAAAACCAGUGUGGUCGCAUCUAUUAUCCCUAGAAUCCCAUUUCAUAUGAUUACUUUAACAAUUUGUAUAACGUUUUAUAUCUAUGUUAACUCAAAAAAGCAUUUAAUUAAAAUCCUAUUUACCUAUUAAUACCACACUUCAAAUUGUUGACUUACUUUGGUUUUCUUGCAAAAGACACACCAAUUUACGUUGAAAAUACCCUUUUAAGCCAUGUUUUGAUUGCUUAUCUGCUCCACACUUUUUACUAGACGGAUAGUUUAUAGCUCAUUAAAAUAAGAUGAGUUUUGCAAAGGAUGGGUACAUGGCAUUUUAUUGAUGAUUAAAGAAAACAAGGUCUAUUUGGUUGUAUAGUAGUUAUGUAGUAGUUAUUAUGACACUCAGGAAUAUAUAUUUGUGUAGAGUUGUUUCAAAGUUAGAGAACUGAAACGUAUUAUCUAGUCAUAAAUAACAGCCAGUUUAAUGCAUUCGAUGAUACUUUUAUUUUCAUUUUAUUUACUCUCCAUUUGCCUUUUUUUUCUUUCUAUUUUUACCCAUGAACUUUUAAACUUUAUUUUGUUAUAUUUCUUUUAGAAUUUUUUUUUUUUUGGUUUUGUAAACAGCAUUCAUUUUACCCAAGUAUGAUUGUGAUACAGAUAAUUUUAAUGGAAUUUUGUUUGAUUAUUGAUUUUUAAGAGAACAGAUGUUUUACAUACAUUAGCUGAAAAGCUAAAUAUCUUAUUGUGUUCAUUCUUACUAUGAGCAUUAUCCUUUGUAUUAUUACUUUGAAAUGAGCAAGACCUCUUAUCUGGUUAUCAGUUACGAUAAGGAAAUAGUUAAUUUACCUGUUUGUUGUAAUGUUUCUCGCAGGAUUUAAAUUCUUGAACUCAAAGCCUAGGAUUGUCGGCGCUGGGGAUGUUCCCAACGAUUAGCAUGAUGCUGUAACGCUUCAUCAUGGUUGGUUUCAAAUUCCAUCAGUUUAUUGUCAGAUUUCAGUGCUGAUUAAUUUGUGAAUAUAAUACAUUAAAAAAUUCAAGUUGAUUCAAAUUGUAUUUUCUAAUAAAAUCAAGUCAUGAUUAGGCUCAGUGAUUCUAUUAAUUUGUAAUAAUUUUUCUAUAAUAAAUGAAUGAUUCAGUGAUAGAAAUAUUUCUGUAUGCAUGCCAAAUAUUGGUUAUUGCAAAACUAUUUCUGGCAUUUCCAUCUGGAAUGGCGUUUCAUUUUAUUAUUUACAAUGUUCUUGAUAUAACUUGUCAUAUUUGGUUACCUUACGAUUUUUCUCUUUAAUCAUUUCAAGGAAAUCUCCUCUAUUUUAGUAAUUUAAUCCAGCAUCUGGUGAAAUGUCUUCCGAUGAGGUGUCAGGACAUACCUUAAUCAUUAGCAAAAAAUAUGACAAUGGUACUCUUACACAGCAACAGAUUUUACAAACUACCUCUCAAUUGUGAAGUAAACAAGUGAAGUUGAACCCCAAAUCAUUUUCAAAUAGUUUUCCACUCCAUUUAUCGCGAGCACCAUUUCUUAAUUGAUUAAGUUAUCAAUUUUUCUUAACUGUGCGCCGUUGCAGAAUAGAUAGAGAUCUCUAGUCUAUCAUCAUACCCAGUGUGUAAUAUAUUAGUCUGGCUUCAAAAUAUUGGGAAAAUGGUGUACUUUCUCAAAAUUUGAAAUACUUGACAGUGGGUUGUCAAUUUUUUUUUUUGUAUACAGUUAAAAUCCUUAAGCGGAUAUAUCACCAUUGAUUGGUUGGAAUGAUUUUAUGCUGAAUAUUAAAGAUGGUUGUUGUUAAAAAAGGUGUAAAAGAUUAUCCUAUAUCAGAAUCCCUAAAUAUAGUGUUUUUGCCACCUUAUUCUUCUCAAAUUGAUAAUAAUAUGAGCUAAACUAGAAACUUCCUCCUUUGAUUUAUGUAUCCAUUUUCUACAUCAUUCUGAGUUUAUUCGAAUGAAUUGGUGUUUUGGCUUAGCUUGUAAUUUCAAUCUAGAAUUGUUUAAAUUUAUAUAUUUGCAGUAAUCUCGUGAUAUAUAUGCCAUGUUUUACUUUAUGGAAUUUGAAAACUCAUGUUAUUUUUGUAAGAAUUGCAGCAAUUUUACAGGCAAAUAUGGAAAUUUAUAGAUGCGUAAAAUACACCUUCUUUUCAAAUAUAACAAUUCAAAUUUUGUUUGAACUAAAUCAUCUGGGGAUCCUUCAUUAAUAUUAUGAACAAUGUUAAUCCGAACCAUAUUCAACCACCGACCUCUGUAUUGAGAACAUAAUGUUUCUACUAAAAAUCAUGAAAUCAAGAAUAUUUAUUUGAGGCAUAUACUUUAUAUAAAUGCCUUAAUGUUUUUGCAUAAAAGUUGUUAUAUUGCUUUUUUCUUUUUCAUGAUUUUUUGGGAAAACCAAGGAUUUAUUCUACAUACAAUUUGAAAAGACGCUGUAUGAUAUUGCAAUAAUUUGUUUUGUAAUUAAUUAUUGGUUGUUCUUAUUGUUUUAUUUCCUUUUAUCUUGUUAUUUUUCUAUCCGCUGUUGCUAUGGCAACAUAUUUUAUUACAACGGUGAACAAAAUCUUAUAUAAUAAAGGGUUAUUCUGCUCAGAAA